AUCUACUCAGGAUUUUGUCAUUUCCGCCAAGUCAGGCGCAAGCCAACUGCAGACUGAUGAUGGGUUCAGUUUUACUCGAAGAACACGCCUAAAGCCUGGCCUCCCGGUCUAGCUCAUAGUACAGAUUCAGCGGCACAGGACGUACUUCCGGAUAUGGGUGGUUGCGUUCUGCACUGAAGUUAGCAGCUCGGUGGUUAGCAAUGAAAUAGCAAAGUGCUUUAACGUUAUAUUUUAUGGAUACGUUGUUGCAAUAGAUCAGUGAUGCCACAUUUAGAUAGCUACCUCAUUAGCUAGCUAGCUUUCUGGCAGAAGUUCACGACCAAGUUUCCGUUAACAUCUCGCACUACAUUUUGUAUAGCUAGCUUACCCAGCUGACUUGCCUAUCACAUCGGUUAAAAUCAGAUCUGAAUUUACAUCAACGGGAAUGAAUCGCUUAUGACCAAGUGAAAUCUGCCGUAACCGUCUUAACCUACGUAGCAUCAUGUCUGUCGUCGUAGCAACAAAACCGGUUUUGGCUAUGGUGGUGCUGCUGGCUUCUGUAUGUUGGGUGGGUUGUACUAGUAGGAUGAAAGAUUCGCAGGAUUCUGAAACACAGGAAGAUGGGCAGGAAUUCGCCACGCUGCGCUCCAUGCUGGCGGAUUUCGAGGUGCUGCCGGUGUCCAGCCUGGUUCAGCACUCCAUCAGCAAGCGGGACGUCCAGACGCAGUCCCACGCCGAGCACCUGCUCAGUUUCACCGCCCUCAGCAGAUAUUUUAAACUUUAUUUAGUGACAAAUACGGAGCUGUUCACCAGAGACUUUGAGGCAGUUGUUGUGGACAGCCAAGGAGAGAAGCGUUAUGAAGUGCAGACACAGAACUUCUUCACUGGACAUGUUGUAGGGGAUGAGCACUCACGUGUGCAGGCCCAUAUCGACGGAGAUGACUUCUCCGCCCACAUCUUGACUCGUGAGGCUGAGUACAACAUAGAGCCACUGUGGAGGUUCACAGAGGCGCCCUCUGGUGGCAGGCUCCUGGUAUAUCGCUCUCAGGACAUUAGGAAUAUCUCACGGCUGGCAUCGCCCAAGGUGUGCGGAUACCUGGACAUCAACGCUCAGGAGCUGCUGCCAGAGGGGGCGCUAGACUCUGCAGAGGAGGACGACAAACAGCCAGAGCCCCCCCACCGAGGAAAGCGCCAGGCUCACGACCACAGGAAGAACACCUGUCCUCUGCUGCUGGUGGCGGACUACCGCUUCUUCCAGCACAUGGGCCGCGGAGAGGAGAGCAUCACCCUCAACUACCUGAUUGAGCUGAUGGACAGGGUGGAUGACAUCUACAGGAAUACGUCAUGGGAUGAGGAGUAUAAAGGAUAUGGAGUCCAAAUCCAACAGAUCAUCAUUAAUAAAGAGCCCACCCUGGUGCCUGAAGGGGGUGCCCACUUCAACAUGCUGGGGAGUCCCAUCGUGGGCAAGGAGGUGUGGGAUGUGAAAAGGCUUCUGGAGCAAUUCAGCUCGGACAUCGCUUACAACGCCUCCACCGUGUGCCUGGCGCACCUGUUCACCUACCAGGACUUUGACGAGGGGACCCUGGGCCUGGCCUACGUCGCCCCCUCAAAGGCCCACUCCAUGGGGGGUCUCUGUCCCAAAGUGUACUAUCCCCCAGGGUCCCCCAAGAAGCCCAGCUACUUGAACACUGGAUUAACCAGCACUAGGAAUUAUGGGAAAACAAUUCUAACCAAGGAAGCAGAUUUGGUGACCACGCAUGAGUUGGGCCACAACUUCGGAGCUGAACAUGACCCUGACAACGUCCCCUACUGUGCACCCAGUGACGACCACGGCGGGAAAUACGUCAUGUACCCCAUUGCAGUGAGCGGAGACCGCGCUAACAACAAGCGCUUCUCUAACUGCAGUAAGAUUUCCAUCGGGAAGACGCUGCGCCACAAGGCACCCAUGUGCUUCCGGGAGAGGAACAGCCGGGUGUGCGGGAACUCGCGGGUGGAGGAGGGCGAGGAGUGCGACCCGGGACUGCUGCACCUGAACGACAACCCCUGCUGCACCUCCACCUGCAAGUUCAAGCCCCACGCUCAGUGCAGCGAUAGGAACAGCCCUUGCUGCCGGAACUGCACCUUCGAGGGCACGAAGAAGCGAUGCCAGGAGGCCAUCAAUGCCACCUGCAAAGGCACGUCCCACUGCACAGGUAACAGCAGUCAAUGCCCGCCCCCAGUCAACGCCCCCAACGGCACAAUCUGCGUGGACAUGGGCCGUUGCCAGGACGGCGAGUGCAUCCCCUUCUGCGAGGCUGUGGAGAAGCUCAGGUCCUGCGCCUGCAACGAAACGGACGACUCCUGCAAAGUGUGCUGCAGAAACGCCGACGGAAUCUGCACCCCAUUCAGGAAGCGCACGGGGGACUUCCUCUUCCUGCGGAAGGGCAAGCCCUGCACCGUGGGCUUCUGUGACGAGUCUGGGAAGUGUAUGAAGCAGGUCCAGGAUGUGGUUGAGAGGCUGUGGGACUUCAUUGAUAAGCUGGACAUAAACACGUUUGGAAAGUUCCUGGCAGAUAACAUCGUAGGCUCCGUCAUUGUGUUCUCUCUCUUGUUCUGGAUCCCUCUCAGCAUCCUGGUGCACUGUGUGGAUAAGAGUCUGGACAAGCAGUACGAGCAGAAUACCAAGCCUCAGUUCUUCCCCAGUAUGUUGGAGGAGCGUAGUAGACCUCUAGCAACAGACCGUGGAAAUGCUGAGCAGUGUGGAGUCCGCAUCCGUGCGCAUCAUCAGGUCGCCCCUGGCCGCGCCGUCGGCCGCCGCCGCCGCCCACAUUCAGUCCUUUUACCCGCCCCCGGACCCCGCCUCGUCCCCCACCGGCCCACGCACGGCACCGUACCCCACCGGCCCUCACCUGGCCCCCAUCCAGGAAGACCCCAGCAACGGCCCAAAUCUUUCCCAGGACCCCUUCCCCCCCAGCGGCACCGCCACAGCAUCCUACGAGGACCUGACAGAGCACCGCCCCCAAUGCAGCCACAGGCCCCGCCCCUUCCACCCGCACAGACAGAACCGCACUGACAGCGAGGAGACCGCGUGCUGAGCGCUGACUGACCGCUCUCAAACACACACACACACACACACACAUAUACUCACACAGACACACACACUUUACACAUACACUCACACAGACACACACUCACAUUUUACACAUAGACUCACACUGACACUCACAGUAUACAUACUCUACCCACUCAGAGGAGUGGGUUUAGCAUCACAAUACAGAAUAAUGAUAGAGUCUCCUCUGGAAUCAGCAGUGAUCUUAAGGCUGACCUCAAAACCCUUUCUGAAACACACAUGAACACACACAGACUCAGGGCACAGUGCUUUACCAAUCGCGCAGCUGUGGUGUAGGCUAUUUGGUCUGUAUCGCAGCUUCUUGAAGCCUCAGUCUUCACUUGAAGGGUUCAAGAAAAAUCAACCAAUCAACAUUCACACUUACCUAAAAAGUUAUAUGUACACUCCAGCCUUGGGGACUCCUAAUCUGCUUUUGUCACUAAGUAAACUAAUUAAUUACUUGAAUGGGAUGGAACUUUAUCAGGAAAUGCGCUGUUGAUUCAGCGAAAGAACAUUUACAGCCCCUUAGCCACAGGGAGCCGAAACUGUUCUGUAAUGUGUGGCAUGGGUGUCGAGCUGCAUCACCACUGAAAGCCAAAAGCUAAUCACUAAGCCAAAGCUCAGGCCUGCUUCCCCCUGGGUUCUAGAGUUCACUGCGGACUCCAUAUCCCCACAGUGGCUGUGCUCUGGAGUGACUUUAGCUGUCCCAGCACGGAGCUUUCAUUUUGUGUUCCUGCUCAGUUUGGCUCGUUAUAAUUUCAAAUGCAUCUACAGCACUUCCUGGCUGUCGACUCCCCUGAUUGGCUAAGGGUGAGAGGCUAAACACUGGGCUGGUUACCAGGAUGACAGCACAGUUCAGGGGCUGUUGCAAACAGAAUUGUUUUUGUAGUAAUUUAAUAUUUUUUUAUAAAGUAUAUACAUAUCUAAAUGUGUAUGCACAUUUUUCCUUGUAAUGCCUAAUGCGGUCUCAUGCAGGCAUUCUGUGUGGACUCUGAACGUUCCAAAGCUAUUUUACACGAGUAACUCUCAGUAAACUUGCUUGCUCAAUAUUAGUGCAAGUGCGAUGAGAAGAAAGCCAUAUAGACGGGCAUAUUUUAAGGAAAUAUUCACAGCACAGUGAACACCGUAGUAAUUAUCAACUACUGAUGUUUCAGUCGGCUGGGCUCUGUUGCAGUGUGAACCCAGUGACACACAAGCGGUUAACAAAUAUCUUUAGUGUACUGCAUGACACAAUGGCACAAGUUUAAAUUUAAACCAAAAGUCAAACUGAAGAAUGUCACUCAAACCCAUAGGUUAGGAGGAGAGAGUGACAACAAUCAUCUAUAAAUGGGUUUCUGCUGCUCAGUCAGUACUUUGUGAGCUGUCUGUGAUUGUUCAGGUAAUUUGUCUGACAAUGCCUUUAGUUGCGGUGAAUAGUGCCUUUCCGUAAUUCAGCCGAAAUGUUGUAUUAAUGUUGUGAAACCGACUCUUCGUGUCGACAGCAACAGCAAACAAACGUGAGACGCAUCAGUAUCGCUGUUAGCACAUAUGUAAAGCACUUCUGCACAGCUAAAAUGGCAGUGUUCUGUAUCAGUGGGUGUAUCUCUUUUACCUGCUUGUUGCAAACACUAUUCAGUAUCUAAUACAAGUUGCACUUAUCUCAGCAA
Molecule: messenger RNA, 4713 nt
Organism: Anguilla rostrata (American eel)
Lineage: Eukaryota; Metazoa; Chordata; Actinopteri; Anguilliformes; Anguillidae
Product: disintegrin and metalloproteinase domain-containing protein 17-like
Exons: 20
Coding region: 482-3031 (849 amino acids)
Biological process (GO): membrane protein ectodomain proteolysis; Notch signaling pathway
Cellular component (GO): plasma membrane
Molecular function (GO): metalloendopeptidase activity
Source: RefSeq, a predicted model, not a curated record